CUCCAGUGCAGGAGGGGCAGGAUGGGGAGCCGCUGUUUAUAAGGGGAGCUGGGCCAACAUUCUCUUCUGUCCGCUUAGGAGUCCUCAUCCCAAGCCCUGGUUCCCGCGCUCCUCCUGGAGUGGCUGGUGGGAACGAGAGCGAGUGGAGAGAGACGCAGGCAGCCGGAGGGAGAGGUGUGGGAAAGCGGGGGCUGCCAAGCCGGGGGAUCCCGUCCAAUUGAGAAAGGAAGUCAGCUGACGUUAGUUAGUUAAAUUUAACAUCCUUUCAUGUGUAACAUUUGACUUUCGGCAACCAACAUGAACUUUGCAGAGGAAGAGAAUUCUAAGAGAUACUGCAUUAAAACCAAACAUGUGGCCAUCAUCUGUGCGGUGGUGGUGGCCGUGGGACUGAUAGUGGGACUUUCCGUGGGCUUGACCAGGACGUGUGACUCCGGGGAGGGCACCGCCCCAGCUCCAACUCCUUCCCACCUGCCGGGUGGGAGCACUCCCAGCCCCUCGGACCAGCCUCCCCAGGACCAGGGCGUCUGUCCUGCCAGUGACGAUGACAGUGGACCGUGGAGAAACUUCAGGCUGCCGGACUCCAUCAACCCGGUACACUACGAGCUGGAGGUGAAGCCGCUUCUGGAGUCGGACACGUACACGGGCAGGGUGAGCAUCUCCAUCAACGUGAGCGCGCCCACGCGCCAGCUGUGGCUGCAUCUGCGCGAGACCAGGGUCACGCGGCUGCCCGAGCUGAGGAGGCCAUCUGGGGAGCAGGUACAGGUGCAGAGGUGCUUUGAGUACAAGCCACAGGAGUACGUGGUGGUCGAGGCCCAAGAAGAGCUCCCUGCAACCAGUGGCAAUGAUCUCUACGUGCUGACCUUGGAGUUCGCGGGCUGGCUGAACGGCUCCCUGGUGGGUUUUUACAAAACCACGUACACGGAGAAUGGGCAAGUCAAGAGCAUAGCGGCCACUGACCACGAGCCUACAGAUGCCAGAAAGUCCUUUCCUUGUUUUGAUGAGCCCAACAAAAAAGCAACUUACACGAUAUCCAUCAUUCACCCCAAAGACUAUUAUGCCCUUUCAAAUAUGCCAAUACAGAAUGUAGAGGCAGUGGAUGACCAGUGGAAUCGAACAACUUUUCAGAAGUCUGUCCCCAUGAGUACUUACUUGGUGUGUUUUGCUGUACAUCAAUUUACUAACAUUCAGAGAAUAUCAAAUAGCGGAAAACUUCUCACUAUUUAUGUCCAGCCAGAGCAAAAGCACACAGCAGAAUAUGCUGCAAACAUCACCAAAACUGUAUUUGAUUAUUUUGAAGAAUACUUUGCAAUGGAAUAUUCUCUUCCUAAAUUAGAUAAAAUUGCGAUUCCAGACUUUGGCACUGGUGCCAUGGAGAACUGGGGGCUCGUCACUUACCGAGAAACAAACUUGCUUUAUGACCCUGAACAAUCAGCCUCUUCCAACCAACAGAGGGUGGCCACUGUGGUUGCCCAUGAACUUGUGCAUCAGUGGUUUGGGAAUAUUGUGACCAUGGACUGGUGGGAUGAUUUGUGGCUAAAUGAAGGAUUUGCUUCUUUCUUCGAGUUCCUGGGAGUAAACCAUGCAGAAAAGGAGUGGCAAAUGCGGGAGCAGGUGUUACUUGAAGAUGUGUUGCCUGUACAGGAAGAUGACUCUCUGAUGUCUUCACAUCCAGUUGUUGUCACUGUUUCAACCCCUGCUGAAAUCACUUCUGUUUUUGAUGGCAUAUCAUAUAGCAAGGGAGCUUCUAUUUUGAGGAUGCUUGAAGACUGGAUGACACCAGAGAAAUUUCAAAGAGGAUGUCAGAUUUACUUGGAAAAAUUCAAAUUCAGGAAUGCAAAAACUUCUGAUUUUUGGGAAUCACUGGAGGAGGCAAGUAGUCUGCCAGUGAGAGAAGUAAUGGAUACCUGGACUAGCCAGAUGGGCUAUCCUGUGGUUAAUGUAAACAAUAUGAGGACUAUCACACAGAAACGUUUUUUGCUGGACUCCAAAGCUGAUCCUUCCCAGCCUCCUUCACCCCUUGGUUACACAUGGAAUAUUCCAGUUAAAUGGACCGAAAGUAAUGUUUCAAGUACCAUAGUCUACAAUAGGUCAGAACAAGGAGGAAUCACUUUGAACUCUCCUAAUCCUAGUGGAAAUGCUUUUCUCAAAAUAAACCCAGAUCAUAUUGGGUUUUAUCGUGUAAAUUAUGAACCAUCAACCUGGGACUUGAUAGCUACUGAUCUUUUCUCAAACCACAAGGGCUUUUCUUCUGCUGACCGUGCAAGUCUUAUUGAUGAUGCUUUUGCCCUGGCAAGAGCUCAACUUCUGGACUAUAAGGCAUCUCUGAACUUGACCAAGUAUCUCAGAAUGGAAGAGGACUUUUUGCCAUGGCAAAGAGUCAUUUCAGCUACGACCUACAUCAUCAGCAUGUUUGAAGAUGAUAAAGAGCUGUACCCCAUGAUGGAGAAAUACUUCCAAGAGCAAGUGAAGCCCAUUGCGGAUUCUCUGGGAUGGAGCGAUACUGGUGACCACAUCACCAAGUUACUCCGUGCCUCUGUAUUAGGAUUUGCCUGCAAGAUGGGGGACAAACAAGCCUUGAAUAAUGCUUCUCAGCUAUUUGAGGAAUGGCUGAGUGGGACUGUAAGUAUUCCUGUAAAUCUCAGGCUUCUGGUGUAUCGGUAUGGGAUGCAGAACUCUGGCAACGAGACUUCGUGGAACUACACUCUAAAGCAGUACCAGGACAGCAACCUCGCUCAGGAGAAGGAGAAGCUGCUCUACGGACUAGCUUCUGUGAAGGAUGUCACUCUUUUGGCAAGAUAUUUGGAAAUGGUCAAAGACUCAAACCUUAUUAAAAGCCAGGAUGUGUUUACAGUCAUCCGAUAUAUCUCAUAUAACAGCUAUGGGAAGAGCAUGGCCUGGCAUUGGAUACAGCUCAACUGGGACUAUCUCGUCAACAGAUUUACACUCAAUGACAGAAACCUUGGCCGGAUUGUCACCAUUGCAGAACCAUUCAACACUGAACUACAACUCUGGCAGAUGGAGAGCUUCUUUGCAAAAUACCCAGAAGCCGGAGCUGGAGCGAAACCUAGAGAGCAAGUGCUGGAGACAGUGAAAAACAAUAUUGAGUGGCUGAAGCAAAACAGAAACUCCAUAAAAGAAUGGUUUUCUGCUUUGCCACAGAAUGGCUAAUGUGCACAAACGCAUUUCAAUUUUGUGACUCUGUUUCUCUCCUGUUGAGCAGGUGGUCCCCUCCCUCACAAGCACCUCAACUGGGCCUUAUAAAAGGAGACUGCUUUUGCUAAGUCCUAUAUUUAUGUCUUGCAAAGCCUUUAAAUUAUUCCUCUUUGUUUAUGAAGGAAGAUACUAAUAGAGUAUUUAACAUACUCAGGGAUUUCUUCUAAAUGUACUUUAAGGGAGAUUCUGUACAAACUGAAGAGAAUUUAAUAGUCAUAUUAAUGUCUUUAAAUAUCAUUUGCUGUAUCUUAGAUCUGUGAAAAUAGAACAAUUUGGUCUUAGCUUUACAUUUCUAGUACCAAAGAAACACCCCUUAAUCUCUCUUGAUUGAUUUUUAAAGUUUAAAUACCAGUACUUGUGGGACAUAUUACCAUCUUAAUCUUGAUUUUAUUAUUCAGAAUUGCAUAGAACUAAUAUCACUGUAUUCACAUAUGUCUUACUGCUUUAAAUCCUACCAAAGUAACCCAGGCUUAAGUUUUUUCUCAAGGAUUGAAUGAAUGAAUCAAGAAAUGACUGACUGUUGCCUUUGCUCUUAUAAAAUCAACAACAGAAUAUUUCAUUCUUUUUAAACAAUUAAAUCUAACUAUUACCUUGAAAACA
Molecule: messenger RNA, 3813 nt
Organism: Jaculus jaculus (lesser Egyptian jerboa)
Lineage: Eukaryota; Metazoa; Chordata; Mammalia; Rodentia; Dipodidae
Gene: Enpep
Product: glutamyl aminopeptidase
Exons: 20
Coding region: 298-3168 (956 amino acids)
Biological process (GO): proteolysis; peptide catabolic process
Cellular component (GO): cytoplasm
Molecular function (GO): zinc ion binding; peptide binding; metalloaminopeptidase activity
Source: RefSeq, a predicted model, not a curated record